AAAAAAAAAAAAAAAAAUGGCAGGCCACCACCGCCCAGCACGCACCAACUCUUCAAGUUCUGUUUCUUCUUCUAACGUAGUGGGUGUUCACUAUAAAGUUGGAAGAAAAAUAGGUGAAGGAAGUUUUGGUAUUAUUUAUGAAGGUAUCAACCUGAUGAAUAACCAACAAGUGGCUAUCAAAUUUGAGUCUCGAAAAUCAGACGCACCUCAACUGAGAGAUGAAUAUCGAACAUAUAAAGUGUUGGCUGGCAUAAGUGGUAUUCCAAGUGCAUAUUAUUUUGGUCAAGAAGGUCUACAUAGUAUUCUGGUGAUUGAUAUCCUAGGACCUAGUCUAGAAGACUUGUUUGAUAUGUGUUCUCGCAAAUUUAGUAUAAAGACAGUAGCUAUGCUUGCAAAACAAAUGAUUACCCGUGUUCAAUCGAUUCAUGAACGUAAUCUGAUUUACCGUGACAUCAAGCCCGAUAAUUUUCUUAUUGGUCGACCUAAUACAAAGCAUGCGAAUACCAUUUACCUUAUUGAUUUUGGUAUGGCCAAACUAUACCGUGAUCCAAAGACAAAGCAACAUAUUCCUUACCGUGAAAGAAAAAGUCUGUCUGGUACUGCUCGUUAUAUGAGUAUCAAUACACAUUUAGGACGCGAACAAUCCAGACGUGAUGAUUUAGAGUCCCUAGGUCAUGUCUUUAUGUACUUCUUGAGAGGUUUCUUACCUUGGCAAGGACUUAAGGCUGCUACCAAUAAGCAGAAAUAUGAGAGAAUUGGUGAAAGGAAACAGACGACGGAUAUUAAAGAUUUAUGUGAAGGCUUCCCUGAGGAGUUUGGUCUUUACUUGCAAUAUGCUCGUCGACUUGAUUUUGAAGAAACUCCAAAUUACGAAUACUUGAAAGAUCUGUUUGACAAGGUCUUAAACGCACUAGGUGAAACAGACGAUGGUGUUUAUGACUGGAUGUUGUUGAAUGAUGGCAAAGGAUGGGAGCAUCGAUUCAACACUCACCGAAGUGGAUAUCGCCAGAAUGCUGUUACAGCACUAAAUAAUGCAGUCUCAAGUGAUCGCCCAUCAAGACAGCAAAAGCAACAACGUCGACUAUCUAACAAACGAUACGCGAAUGGCCAACAACCUUAUCGUUCUGCUCAGGCAAUGCUGAGUGAUGCCGCCAUGGCUAACUACCGUACUAUGGAUUCAACACAUACAUUGUUACAACAACAGCAACAACAGCAAGGUGAUUUAUUAGAGGAUCAAAAAAGAGGAUUUUUAUCCAGAUGCCUUGGAAGUUUUUGUUCUUGCUUAUAACCCCCUCCCCCCCCUUCCUCAUUUAUUAUUAUCAGUUAAUAAUAUACCUUUAUUUAUACAUAUUGUUUCUGUAAGAUACUUUAAUAAAACUCUCUUCAAAGUACGUGUGUGAUGAAUUGGC
Gilbertella persicaria is the source of this 1409-nucleotide messenger RNA. RefSeq names its product kinase-like domain-containing protein. NCBI's taxonomy places the organism in Eukaryota, Fungi, Mucoromycota, Mucoromycetes, Mucorales, Choanephoraceae. Gene Ontology annotation, cellular component: nucleus; cytoplasm. Gene Ontology annotation, biological process: endocytosis; peptidyl-serine phosphorylation; signal transduction. The record is from RefSeq and is a predicted model, not a curated record. Bases 17 to 1288 code for a protein of 423 amino acids. Gene Ontology annotation, molecular function: protein serine/threonine kinase activity; ATP binding. The transcript has 7 exons.